Anopheles cruzii is the source of this 3643-nucleotide messenger RNA. It is a transcript of the gene Trc8, whose product is annotated as protein TRC8 homolog. The record is from RefSeq and is a predicted model, not a curated record. Gene Ontology annotation, cellular component: endoplasmic reticulum; endomembrane system. Gene Ontology annotation, biological process: ERAD pathway. The coding region runs from base 19 to 2502 and encodes 827 amino acids. Lineage: Eukaryota; Metazoa; Arthropoda; Insecta; Diptera; Culicidae. Gene Ontology annotation, molecular function: ubiquitin protein ligase activity. The transcript is spliced from 8 exons.
ACGAUAGCUCGACACAAAAUGUCCGUGGUGCGAACGAAGGUCCUCGGGCUGGUGGACGUAAUAAUGCGUGUGCCGAGCCUGUUCAUCAUAGACGAAAUCCUCAAGAUGGGCAUGGGAGUGCCGGUGUCCCGGAGCGGAGCCCCAUUGGCGAACAGUACCACCAGCCCGCUGCAGUCCUCGCUGCCACCGAUGCUGCCAGAGGACGACGAUCAUGGGAUACAGGACAAUAUCGAGAUGUACAAAUUUAUCUCCCUGUCUGUGCUGAAAUUUCUCUUCUGUUUGUUCGGUGCCAUCAGUGCAGCGUGCGUGUUUAUGCUUUGGACUAGACACUUGGUCAUCGUCUACAUGUACAUCGUCUCCGUAGGGUUAAUAUUUCUGUCGUACUGGAGCAACGUCUCGGCCCUGUCGGUGAUAUCCGACAGUCCCAGCCUGCUGGAGGACAUCCUGUCGCUCAACAUGGAACGGCUGCUCGAUCCGGGAGGUGUGCUCAUCUCGAUACUGCCGCAUCUUCUUGCUCAAUGGCUGAUGGGUGUCAUCUUUGCCUACAUUCAUUUGGGUCCAAGGUAUAAAAUCACACAGAAGGCCCUACCGUUUAGCUUCCUGAUGCCGCUGCUGCUCGCGAUGCUCCCGCUUCCGUCGGUAGUGCUGAAACAUUCCCCGGCAUUCGCCGCCAUUCUGCCACUCGUCCUGUCCAAGAUUGCACUGUGGAGCUCGUCGUUCGACGUGGUCAAAACGAUCCUGAGCGGAUAUCAGCAUGCCCGUGCGUACGCCGGCAACUUUGGCAUUGCGACGCUGAUCGAAAACGAAUGGCAACGCCUGAAUGUGCCGUGCGUGUUGCGCGUUUUCUGGAGCAUCCGGCUGGCGGAGCACCUCAUCAGUCUGCUGAUGUCAUCGGAGGCUCCCCUGCGCUUUGCGGCCACCAUGAAGACGCUGCUCGUGAGCGGCUGUGAAACGCUGACCGCCGUGCUCGGGAUGACCAGCAUCAUCUCGCUCAUAUGCCACUACAUCGGCAAGAUGGUCCAGCUGUUCCUGCUGUCCGAGGACUACGACGAGGACAAAUCGAUCGGUACGGUUUCGGCGAUCCUGUUCUACAUUCUGGCCCUGCAGACGGGGCUCACGUCGCUGUCGCCGGACAAGCGCUUCAUUCGAUUGUGUCGCAAUAUGUGUUUGCUGGUGACAGCUUUGUUGCACUUUCUGCACAACAUUGUUGCACCCAUACUAAUGUCACUGAGUGCUGCCCGUAACCCCUCGCGAAAACGACACGCACGAGCGCUAAUGGUGUGUGCUUUUCUUCUUAUCGCGCCGAGCUCACUGCUAGCAGUGCUCUGGUCACGCCACUCACUCUCCACCUGGCUGCUGGCCGUGACGGCCUUCUCGGUGGAGGUGAUCGUAAAGGUUCUGGUGAGUUUGGCAACCUACACACUCUUUCUGCUCGACGCUCGGCGGCAAACGUUCUGGGAGAAGCUGGACGACUACGUUUACUACAUCCGUGCGUUCGGCAAUUCCGUCGAGUUUUGUUUCGGUAUUUUCCUCUUUUUUAACGGCGCUUGGAUACUGAUUUUUGAAUCCGAAACGAUUCCCAUAGGCGGUGCCAUACGCGCACUCAUGAUGGGCAUCCACGCGUACUUCAACAUUUGGUGCGAGGCCCGGGCCGGUUGGGGUGUGUUUAUGAAGCGCCGAACAGCAGUGCACAAAAUUUCUUCACUUCCCGAGGCUUCAGUGGCACAGCUACGGCACUUCGAUGAUGUGUGCGCCAUCUGCUAUCAGGAAAUGACUUCCGCCAAGAUUACUCGCUGUAAUCACUACUUCCACGGGGUUUGCCUGCGGAAAUGGCUGUACGUGCAGGACCGCUGUCCGUUGUGUCACGAGAUCAUCAUGAACCAGGAUGGAAGCCCAGACGAAAACAGUACCGAUGAUCGUGCCAACGAAAACGAACAGGUUAACGGUGGCGACGCUCACGCUCAGAUGCUUCAACAAGUCCACCAAACGGCGAAUACCGCUGCUGGCGCGAGCACUGCUACCGGAGGACAAUCGGGCACGGUGCUGCAUGCUGCCUUGCGCGACAGUUUUAGCGGUACCGGAAUGACCAACGUUGGUUCCGUGGAAGAUGAGCUACUUGGUGCGAGCCACGGUAGCAGCGCCAGUAGCAGCGUUAGUAGCAGUAGCAUAAGCAACCACACAAAUGCGGGAGAUAACGGAAGCAGCGGAAGCAGUGGCUCGCUGUCCAGCAUGUCGAAUGCCUCCCUCGUCUCGGCGGCGGCCAUUUCCUUCACGCUUCGCCCCCAUCAUGUGCUGCUUCAACAACAUCAAACACAAUCAAUGGCCGGCCUGAGUACGUCGACCCUGCUCAGCGAGCCGGCUUCUAGAGCGCAGCUAGAGCUACUAUCGGCACGAAUCACGUCGGAGCCAGCGGCAGGCACUUCGGAGGAAGCGGCUGAGCAACGCUCAGCAUCGGAGCAUAGAACGUCCGUUAAACGUGACUUCUUGGACGAGCUGCAAUAGAACGCCAUUGUUGGUGUACACAGGUGACCGGUGCCCGAUACUUCAAGCACUGAACGCAACCAGUAGGGUAUGCUAGGGUGGGCUCGUGUAUGUUAGUGAAUGUGACGGUGUGCGUGUCGAGUGUAUAGAUUUAUGCUGUAGAUAGGACGGAAGUCGGCACCACUCUGUCAAAGCGGCGGGAGAACAUGCUAGCUUGCGGAGUUCCACGCCGGAUGCUGGUCUGGCGAAUGGCGCUAAUAAUACUGUGACUGUGGUUAUAUGGUUUAAGAAACAAAUAUGUUUGGUGUAUUGACAAUUAUCUCUUAUCUGAGCACGAAAAACGCUUUCAUCAGAGAGGUGACUAUGAAUGGUGUCUGUCGACAAAUGAUCCUUAAGCCGUGCAAGGGGCUUUGAGGCGUCAUACUGGCAAGCGAUUCGAGGCUAAUGGCACACUAGCGCCUGGAAUGGACUACAAUGGUUCCACCUACCACUUGCAGCGCAGCUAAGACAAACAGAACAUAAACAAUUCCUCUCUCGACUUAUUGCGCAAUAUUGUGAGAUGAUUUCCGACAAGGUACUGAUGCGCGGAUGCGACUGCGAGUUCGACGGAGACAGUGGUGCCCGGACUGUGGGCGGAUUGUCCACUUUAACACGAAGAGGAAACGAAAGCCCAAAUAUGCUCCGAUGAACCAACACGAACCACAAAGUGAAAACGAUUACACAAAGGGCGACGAAUAAUUAGCGACGAAGUAAACCAAAGGGGGAAAAGUGUGUAUUUAACUUGUCCGUUAGGUCGGGCCGCUGACUGUUGGCCCGUUUCCUCCGAAGGUCUGCUGUAAUAGGUUGUUCUUUGUUUUAUAGAAAUAUUUAAUGCGUAUUGAGGCGUGCAACGGAUAGUCAAUGGAAUUGAUGAUUUAACUCUACCGUUCGCUACAAAUAGCAACAAGACAAACACGGCAAGGGUAAUUAGCAUCAAAGCUCUUGGUUUAGGAUAUGUUUCCAAAUUUUAAAGUUUUUUACCACUGAUCCUCUGGCACAAACCCUCUUUCGGUCACGUUUUUUUUACACCGGUUCCAUUGUGUUUGAUUACUCCAGCCCUCUCUAAGUACUUUUCGGACACGUGUACAUAGUGUGGGCUUUGAACAACCAAAAAUAGGCCCAA